Messenger RNA from Erythranthe guttata (spotted monkey flower), 1521 nucleotides. Lineage: Eukaryota; Viridiplantae; Streptophyta; Magnoliopsida; Lamiales; Phrymaceae. The record is from RefSeq and is a predicted model, not a curated record.
AGUAUAUAAAGACAGUGUUGAAGAGAUAUUGAGAGAUUAUUAUUUAGUCAAAAACAGCAGAGCAAAAGCUGAAAUUGGAAAUUGGAAAAAGGGAAAAAGAGAAAUGGCACAAGAAGAAGUUCCAAAAGAGAGAUAUCUUGAUCAGACAGCAACAUGGGCAGUUGCUGGUGUCUGUGCCGUUAUUAUUAUCCUCUCUAUUAUCUUGGAGAAGGUCCUCCACAAAGUUGGAACUUGGUUAACAGAGAGGCAUAAGAAAGCUCUUUACGAGGCACUGGAAAAGGUUAAAGCAGAGUUGAUGGUACUGGGAUUCAUAUCACUACUACUAGUGUUCAGUCAGUAUUACAUUGCUGAAAUAUGCAUACCUCUCAAAAUAGCCGACACUAUGUUGCCCUGCCCUGCUAAAAUCAAAGACGAUGCUAAGGGAACUGAUAAUCGUCGUAGACUUUUGUCUUAUGAACGCCGUUUUUUGGCUGGCCAAAAGAAGAUCCUUCUUGGUAGACUUAAGAUUCGUGGAUGGAAACAAUGGGAGCAGGAGACUUUGUCACACGACUAUGAGUUUACAAAUGAUCCUUCAAGAUUCAGGCUUACUCACGAGACAUCUUUUGUGAGGGCCCACACUAGUUUCUGGACACGCAUUCCGUUGUUCUUUUACAUUGGAUGCUUUUUUCGACAAUUUUUUAGGUCCGUCAGCAGAUCUGAUUAUUUGACCCUGCGCAAUGGUUUCAUUGCUGUUCAUUUGGCCCCGGGAAGCAAGUUUAACUUCCAACAAUACAUCAAAAGAUCACUAGAAGACGACUAUAAGACUGUUGUGGGAAUAAGCCCACUUCUUUGGGCAUCAUUUGUGGUGUUCUUGCUCAUAAAUGUUGACGGGUGGAAAGCGCUGUUUUGGGCAUCCCUUAUUCCUUUAAUUAUAAUAUUAGCUUUCCAAGUAACAUAUUUCCUGUGGAUUUGGUAUGAAUAUGGUGUUAAAUCUUGUUUCCACAACGACUUUGGACUUACAAUUGCAAAAAUUGGUUUAGGGGUGGCAGUCCUAUUCUUAUGCAGCUACAUUACGCUACCGCUGUAUGCUCUAAUUGCUCAGAUGGGUUCGAAUAUGAAGAAAUCAAUAUUUGACGAACAAACGUCAAAGGCACUAAAGAAGUGGCACAUGGCUGUGAAGAAGAAGAAGCACGGAGGAAAGUCACCGACACGAGUUCUGGGUGGUAAUGCAAGUCCGACAUCUUCUUCAAUGGCGGGUUCUCCUUUCCACCCGGCAUCUGCGACAACGAAUGCAACACUUCACCGCUUUAAAACAACGGGUCACUCUUCACGCUCACAUGACGAACACGAUGGAUCCGAUAUCGAAGAUCCAUCGACACCUACACCACCCACUGCCAGCUUAAUUUUAAGAGCCAGUAACGAUGAUGAUUUAGCAGCACACGGCGGACAAGAAAUUAGAAACGAAGAUGACUUCUCCUUUGUUAAGCCCGGCCCGAACAACAAGUGAGGGCGAAGCUCUCAUCACUCAAAAUUAAACCGUUU